GUCCGGAAAGAUGACAGGAGAAGCGACCGUUUAAAGAAAGGAGGAGGAGAAGAAAGAAAGAACAGCGGGGUGUCCUUCCUCGCCUGGAAUCGACCCCUAUCAGCAUUUAAUUUUUUUCUUGGCUGCUCAUUUCCAAGUAGAGAAAGGAGGCCACGCUAAAUAGCUGUUGCUGUCCUGCCAGGACCUCUCGGUGGGUGGAGCCAAAGCCGGGAAACGCACGCCGUUUGAAAUGCGGUUCGGAGUUAACGGCGGUUGCGAGCCAUGCACUGAAUCCUUGCUCAACGAGAAGCCCGGUUCCUUUUCAGAUGGCAUCAGGGGAUGGAAACCAGGAAACAGGGGGUCCCCCUGAUUUUCAGGGCAUUCCCUUCCGGUGGGGAUCCCUCCUGUCUGCAGUAAGAGAUCAAAUUCCUUCGAUGGACUCCGAUGUAUCCCUGGAUGAUAGUGAUGAAGGUGGAGAGCUUUUUCUCUUCCAACGAGAUCAGUCCAACUUGAUUCCUGACCUCACGGAAGAAUUAGAAGAUCUUCCACCGGAAGAAUCAUUCUUUCAGGAAAGCUUUUCCUUCAUGAGACAUCCCCAGGAGAUCUGGAACGAAGAUCUGAGAAGUUCAGCUUUUCAGAAUGAGGGGGUCCGUCCGGCCGAAUCUAGGGGGGGCCUCUUGCUUGAUCUUCGAUCUCAAAAUGAAGAAGAGCCAAGGCAAGAUGCCAUUAGUUCUUUGAGAUUGUCUAUCAACGAGCAACAAUUGGCUGAGGGUAUUUCAAGAGUCAUCACCAGAAAAGUGUGGGAUGGUAGUGAGGAAGAGCGGAGGCAGCUCAUCGAAACCAAGAUCCUUUCUAAAGCACCACUGAAACCUCUUUCUGACUCAGGCCAUCCAGAACCCCAAAAUAAAUACAACGAAGGAAGAGCGGCAGAGGUCAAAAAAGAGGAGGCAGUUGUCUCAGCUGAACAUCCCCAGGAACUGACACUAUUUCGCUUCAAGGAUAUUGAGAAAUGGGAUCUGGACAAAAUUCUCCAGAAGCUAGAGAAGCAAAGCAAGGCUACAAGCUGGCCAGGGGAAGCUGAAUCUCCUUCUUUGCACCAUGAACAUUUCAGGGCUGUGACCCAAUCGAAGCUGAUGGCAAAACUGGAAGAAUUGUCUCGUAAGCAGUCGAAGGCAUUUUUCGCCCCCCAGCGGACACGCCCUCCCAAAUCUCCCUCCCUUGACAAAUGCCAGGGAGAUGCGAGAGACAUUUCUGUUCCAGCGCCAAUAAAAAAAGAUCUGAGUUGGAUUCCAGCAGCUUUAUGCAUUCCAGAGCCCCCAACGGUAUAUAUUGAUUUAAGGGACACCAUAUCUCAAAAGUCUGAAUCUUCGGCUGAUGAAACUCAAAGCUUGAGUGACAGCUCCUCUGACGACGAGGAAGAUAGAAAAGGGACAAGCCAAAAUGAAGAAGAAGGGAGGAUGGAUGAGUUGUCUUCGGCAUCACGGUACAGCAAAAAUUGCACUGGAAAAUGUUCUCUCCUGCAACAGCUCCGAAACUUUCGAAAACCGAUGUCUCAGUCUCCGGUUCCUGAACCAAACCAAGGAAGCCAAAAUCCCCAGCAACCUGACCGAACCAACCAGCUGAAUGUCCAAAUAACAAAGCAGAGUUUGAAACACGGAGGGCAGUCUUCCACAAUGACAGAAGAAAUGGAGUCUGAUGGAAGGAAUCCCCUCAAUGACUGCGCUAAGGGAGCAGCUAAGCCUUCCGGAUAAUUCCAGAAAGAAACCAAGAAGGAGACAGGUUCAGAACUGCCUCUGGAUGCUUCCCCCAAAAAAGAUGCCAAAGACUCAAGGUAUUGCAUGAAAAAUUCCUCGGGGGAGAGCGGCGAUCUAG
Molecule: messenger RNA, 1851 nt
Organism: Ahaetulla prasina
Lineage: Eukaryota; Metazoa; Chordata; Lepidosauria; Squamata; Colubridae
Gene: DNAAF8
Product: dynein axonemal assembly factor 8
Exons: 9
Coding region: 306-1730 (474 amino acids)
Cellular component (GO): dynein axonemal particle
Molecular function (GO): dynein complex binding
Source: RefSeq, a predicted model, not a curated record